Messenger RNA from Trichoplusia ni (cabbage looper), 578 nucleotides. RefSeq lists its product as uncharacterized. The record is from RefSeq and is a predicted model, not a curated record. The transcript has 2 exons. NCBI's taxonomy places the organism in Eukaryota, Metazoa, Arthropoda, Insecta, Lepidoptera, Noctuidae. The coding region runs from base 215 to 514 and encodes 99 amino acids.
AGAAAAAAUAGGCUGCAUAACAACCAACAAGGCACGUCUUAAAAUUAAAAAGAAAAAGACAAAAUCAAAGAUGGCGAUCUCUGCACACAUAAGCUGUCAAUACUUAAUGACUUUUGGUAUAUAAGCCGACCUAUUUGUGUAUUUAAGUCAGUGGACUAAAGUAGUUUAAGCUUGUAACUUGUGUUAUUUGAAUUAAUAAUUAAUUAAUAUAAAAAUGAAGUUCACUUUGGCGUUGUUUGUUUUGGCUCUCGUUGCAAUGGCGUACGGCAAGCCUCAGUCUGGACGGGGUUGCAUUUAUGUGAUGGGAAGAUGCUUCCGUGAGUGCGAGGUAGGCACGCACGCCUACACCACCGGCUGCGGCUUCAAGACUCCUGAACCGACCUGCGCGGAACCCAACCCUCAACCAGAAACCCACAAGAUCUGUGACUACUCCGCCUGCUACUGCGACGAGGGUACCGUCAGGGAUCCCGUCACCAAGCAGUGUGUUGCUCUCGAGAAUUGUACCAAGCAAUAAUCAAUACGUGAAGAAGAAAAAUUAAAAGAGAAAAUUAUGAUUGAACUAUGAAUAAUAAUUUUAA